Messenger RNA from Kogia breviceps (pygmy sperm whale), 4086 nucleotides. The record is from RefSeq and is a predicted model, not a curated record. Lineage: Eukaryota; Metazoa; Chordata; Mammalia; Artiodactyla; Physeteridae.
CCGCGAUCCCUUAGAGGGGAAUCCUGAGGGGAUGCUGAGGCUGAGAGAUCAUGACCUGGGAAUGGAAUGGGACCUUUCUCCCUCACCUGGCAGGCCCCAGCAGCACUCUUUCUCCGUCUGUUUCGAGUCACUUCUUGUUUGAAUGGAGUCCUCUGGUAGGGCAUGUGGUGCUACCCUCUCUGAAUCCUUGCAUAUGGCUCUUUCACCCUGACAGCUGAAUAUCUUUGCUCCUGCAGGGUGUUUCCUCAGUGAGAGGAAGCGUGUUGCACAAUGGCGGUUUUUGAUACUCCAGAGGAGGCCUUUGGCGUCUUGCGUCCCAUCUGUGUUCAGCUCACGAAGACCCAGACAGUGGAGAAUGUGGAGCGUCUGCAGGCACAGUUACAAGUCGUGAGUGACUCUGCCCUUCAGGAACUUCAGCAGUACAUCCUCUUCCCUUUGCGAUUUACCCUGAAGACCCCGGGCCCCAAAAGAGAGCACUUGAUCCAGAGUGUGGUGGAAUGCAUCACCCUUGUCCUCUCUUCAACGUGUGUGAAGGAACAAGAACUUCUCCAGGAACUCUUUUCGGAACUCUCUGCUUGCCUGUAUUCACCCAACUCCCAGAAACCUGCAGCUGUGUCAGAGGAGUUGAAAUUGGCCGUGAUCCAGGGCCUCAGUGCGUUAAUGCACUCGGCUUAUGGGGACAUCAUUCUGACUAUUUAUGAGCCCUCCAUUCUGCCUCGUUUAGGAUUUGCUGUAUCUUUACUGUUAGGCCUAGCAGAACAGGAGAAAUCAAAACAAAUUAAAAUGGCUGCCUUAAAAUGUUUACAGGUUCUACUCUUUCAAUGUGAGUGUCAAGACCAUCCAAGGUCCUUGGAUGAACUUGAGCAAAAGCAGCUGGGGGAUUUGUUUGCUUCUUUUUUACCUGGCCUCUCAACUACACUGACCAGGAUCAUCACAGGAGACUUUAAACAAGGGCACAGCGUUGUCGUGUCUUCCCUAAAGGUCUUUUACAAGACAGUGAGCUUCAUUAUGGCUGAUGAACAGCUCAGAAGAGUCUCAGAGGUCCGAGCAAAGCCUGCCGUGGAGCACAGAGUAGCGGAGCUGUUGGUUCACAGGGAAGCCAGUUGGGUAAAAAAUACCGGCGACAGGUUGACUGUCCUUAUUAAAAAGAUAAUUGAGUGCGUUUCAGUUCACCCACACUGGAAGGUGAGGCUGGAACUGAUAGACUUUGUCGAGGCCCUUCUCUUGAAGUGCAGUCAGUCACUGGUCGAAUCGGCUGGUCCCCUUCUGAAGGCUCUGGUGAGUCUGGUAAAUGACGAGAGUCCUGACGUCCAAGCGCAAUGCAAUAAAAUUCUGAGACGUUUUGCAGAUGAGAGAGUCGUGGUGGGCAGCAGAGCCUUUGCUGACAUCUUGUCAGAAAACCUGCACUCCCUUGCCACGUCCCUUCCCCGCCUGAUGAACUCCCAAGACGAUCAGGGCAGAUUCUCUACUCUCUCCUUGUUACUCGGGUACCUGAAACUCUUGGGCCCCAAAGUGAACUUUGUCCUCAACUCUGUGGCCCAUCUCCAGCGUCUUUCCAAAGCGCUUAUCCAAGUUCUGGAAUUAGACGUGGCCGACAUCAAAAUUGUUGAAGAGCGGCAUUGGAAGUCUGAGCAUCUGAGCACUUCUCCAGAGACUUCAGCCUCACGGCCAUGGGCUCAAAUGCAGAGGAGAUAUUUCCGCUUCUUCACUGACGAGAGGGUUUUCCUGCUCUUGAGGCAGAUUUGUCAGCUCCUUGGUUUCUAUGGGAACCUCUACUUGCUCGUGGAUCCCUUUAUGGAACUGUACCACGAGUCUGUGGUUUACCGGAAGCAGGCCGCCAUGAUCCUUAAUGAACUGGUUGUAGGGGCUGCUGGGUUAGGGGUAGAGAACCUUCAUGAAAAACACAUUAAAACAAACCCAGAGGAACUGAGGGAGAUCGUGACUUCCAUACUUGACGAAUACACGAGCCAAGAAAACUGGUAUUUGGUCACUUGCCUGGAAGCUGAAGAAGUGGGAGAGGAGCUGACAAUGAUGCAGUCAGGCCUUCAGGCCCUCACAUCUGGGGCACACACCUGCCAGGCCACCUCUUCUCCCACCUUCUCAAAGCCAAGUCCCACAAUCUGCUCCAUGAACAGCAACAUCUGGCAAAUAUGCAUCCAGUUAGAAGGGAUUGGCCACUUUGCACAUGCACUAGGGAAAGACUUCCGUUUGCUCUUGAUGUCAGCCCUCUAUCCAGUCCUGGAGAAAGCUGGAGACCAAAACCUGCUUAUCAGUCAGGCGGCCAUCAGUGCCAUGAUGGACAUUUGCCAGGCUUGUGGCUACGACUCCCUGCAGCAGCUAAUCAGUCAGAAUUCAGACUAUUUGGUAAAUGGUAUCUCUUUAAAUCUGCGUCAUCUGUCUCUCCACCCGCAUACCCCGAAGGUCUUGGAAGUCAUGCUACAGAACUCGGAUGCUAGCCUGCUCCCUUUGGUGGCAGAUGUGGUUCAAGAUGUCUUGGCUACCCUGGACCAAUUUUAUGAUAAGAGAAUAACUUCCUUUGUCAGUGUACUGCAUGCCCUGCUGGCAGCAUUAGCCCAGUGGUUCCCAGACACAGGUCAUCUCGGGCAACUCCAAGAGCAAAGUGUAGUGGAAGAGGGAAGUCAUUUGAGCCAAAGACCAGCAAGUCUUGAGAAAGGACUUGAAAAUACCACAACAGCUGAAGACAUUGAACAGUUUGUGCUGAACUACCUCAAGGAAAAGGAUGUAGCAGAUGGAAAUGUCUUGGAUUUUGAUAAUGAAGAAGAGGAGCAGUCAGACCCUCCCGAAGUGGAUGAGAAUGACACUGAUCCCAGUAUGCAGCCACCACUGCCAGUGCAAAUCCAGAUAGCCACGGACGUGAUGGAGCGCUGCAUCCACUUGAUGUCAGACAAAAAUCUGAAAAUCCGCUUGAAGGUUUUGGAUGUGCUGGAUCUGUGUGUGGUUGUCCUGCAGUCCCACAAGAACCAGCUCCUUCCCUUGGCUCAUCGGGCAUGGCCCUCACUCGUGCACCGACUCACAAAUGAUGACCCCCUGGCAGUGCUCAGAGCCUUCAAGGUUUUGCGUACCCUGGGAGGCAAGUGUGGCGAUUUUCUAAGGAGCCGGUUCUGCAAAGAUGUCCUGCCAAAGCUGGCUGGCUCUUUAGUCAGCCAGGCUCCCAUCAGUGCCAGGGCUGGACCAGUUUACUUCCACACGCUGGCCUUCAAGUUGCAGCUGGCCGUCUUGCAGGGCCUAGGCCCCCUCUGUGAGAGACUGGACCUAGGUGAGGGUGACCUGAAUAAAGUAGCUGAUGCCUGCUUGAUUUACCUCAGUGCCAAACAGCCCGUGAAAUUACAAGAGGCUGCCAGGAGCCUUUUCCUCCACCUGAUGAAGGUAGACCCGGACUCCACCUGGCUCCUCCUGAAUGAACUUUACUGCCCGCGGGAGUUCACACCUCCCCACCCCAGCCUCCACCCGGUGCAGCUGCGGGGGGCCACUGGGCAGCAGAGCCCAUAUGCAGCCAACGUGCUCCGCCUGCUCCAGGAGCUGCAGUGACCCCGCCCCUCCCCCCAGAGGAGGUCCCCCCCGCGGAGCUUGCCGAGGGUGUGGGGCCCACCCCACCCUGGCCGAGGGCGGUGGCAUCGGCCUCAGAGAAGACUUCUUGCCAAGGUGGAUUAGACAGCCAGUCGAUUUAUAAGUUGAUCAAUCACACUGCUUAGAAAUUGGAUUGAAGGAAAGCAGCUGACUGUUACUUCUAUUUCAUACCUGGUAUUUUCAAAUGACAUUGUCUGGCAGCUCUAAGGGCUUAACUCCUUAGCUUACCAUCUCUGCGGCCCUAGCUGCCUCACAGGCCGCCCCACGCACCCACCCACACCCAAGAGCUUGAGGACACGUGGGGCGGAGGCCUGUACUACCCAUCGUGUGUGACCUCGGCGCCUGAGGACCACGUGGAAGUAUGACACAUUGGAGAGUUUUCAGAUCACCGGCCUGCAGCGUGGACUCACACACCUCCCCCUCCUCAAGGAACGAGAUAAGAACCUAACCUGUUCUUUGGAAGAAAAUGAAAAAAAGGCACUUCUUGGAUGAAAAGUA